Messenger RNA from Mytilus trossulus (common blue mussel), 1131 nucleotides. Its product is annotated as nacrein-like protein. Gene Ontology annotation, molecular function: zinc ion binding; carbonate dehydratase activity. The record is from RefSeq and is a predicted model, not a curated record. The coding region runs from base 1 to 1119 and encodes 372 amino acids. The transcript has 8 exons. NCBI's taxonomy places the organism in Eukaryota, Metazoa, Mollusca, Bivalvia, Mytilida, Mytilidae.
AUGGAGGUCCUAUUAUCUUUUCUUGCUGUAGCUGCGUUGUCCGUGACCUUCGUUGAUGGCGCUGGAUAUCUACAGGUGCGACCUCCCACACUAGGACAGUGUUACUAUGAAGAUAUCAACACAGCCCAUUUUAGCUACAAUAGGACUUUCUGUGAAGGACCAGCUUAUUGGUGUCAAAUUCACAUAUGUUGGAUUACAUGUGGAUCAAACGAAAGACAAUCGCCAAUCAAUAUCGAUUCACGUAAAACACAAUUUAGGUUGUUGCCAAUGCCAAAGUUCUACAAUCUACAUAAAAGAGUUCCAGCAACUAUAAGAAACAAUGGUCAUGCACCGGAAUUCAAUGUCGUACCAACACAAAACAACAAGGACAGGAUUAUUUUAUGUAAUGUCCCAGGCAGACCAAAAGAUAAGAAGUAUGUAUUUGCUCAAUUACAUGUCCACUUUGGAAGAGACGUUACACAAGGAUCUGAACAUUGUAUUGACAACAUAUUCAAACCGAUGGAGGUUCACUUGGUAUUUUAUGACCUUGAUUAUGGAAACCUUGGAGACGCUAGAUCUAAAAAAGAUGGACUUGUGGGGUUAAGUGUAAUGGUAGAGGUCAGCGGAAAACCCCAGAAACCCACUGUAUGUAAGAACGGAAGAAAAUGUAAACCCAGAUUUGCAAAAAGAUUUAGUGAUUUAAUGGAAAAAUACUAUGAACAAGUCCGAUGUUUUCCACUAGAGCAAUACAGAGAUUAUAUCAACAACGACAGAUUUGGGUUGUUUAGAAGAAGAAAUUCACGUUCUACACAGUAUUGCGGUGGGACACUAAGUCAAAACUAUAUACAAAAUAGUUGUAAAAAAGACCCUGAUGACAAUUCAUUAAAAGUACAAGUUACUGAAGGUCUUUCACCUACAGAUGUCCUUCCGUAUGACACAGAUUUAUUCUACACGUAUGGAGGAUCUCUUACGACACCUCCGUGUUAUGAAACUGUACAAUGGAUUGUUUAUAGAUGUCCAAUUACAGUUUCAAGCCAGGCUUUCAAUAUGUUACAAUUUGUUGAGGAUUCACAAAAAGAUGAACUUAUAAAACUUGGUGUACGGAGGCCUAUACAGGUAAGCAACCCUAUUGUGGAUUAAUUUAUUUUAGUG